AUGCCCUCUGCUGCCCAGGAUAUCCCUGUCCGCAACGGCUCCGGCGCCGCAAACGACCUUUCGCGAACAGUGACAAGCUCUUUCAGCGCCUUAGAUCGAGGUGGGCUUGCUGGCAGUCCUACUGCGACUUUCCAUCACAGCCCUUCCUCGCACCGAUCUGGCUCGAUAUAUGACAGGGCUUCUUCCGCCAAGCCAUUAACACCCUUCAACACCCAAGACAUCAAAGUGCUCCUACUGGAGAACGUCAACGUCACGGGCCAGGAAAUCCUAAAGAAGCAAGGGUACCAGGUCGAGGCGAUCAAGAGCUCGCUUCCAGAAGAUCAGUUGAUUGAGAAGAUCCGCGAUGUACACGUCAUUGGAAUCCGGUCCAAGACCCAGCUCACAUCCAAGGUUCUUAGCGAGGCGAAGAACCUGUUUGUUAUUGGUUGUUUCUGCAUUGGAACCAACCAGGUCGAUCUCAAGGCUGCCGCAGAUCUAGGAAUUUGUGUCUUCAACUCUCCCUUCAGCAAUUCCCGUUCCGUCGCAGAGCUGAUGAUUGGUGAAAUCAUCGCCCUGGCGCGACAGAUCAGCGAUCGAAGCAGCGAACUGCACCGUGGUGUCUGGAACAAGGUCUCUGCAGGAUGCUGGGAGGUUCGAGGCAAGACGUUGGGAAUCGUCGGAUACGGUCACGUAGGAAGUCAGCUUUCGGUCCUGGCCGAAGCGAUGGGCAUGAAGGUGAUUUACUACGAUGUCGUUAACCUCAUGGGUCUCGGCACGUCGACUCAAGUUUCGUCGCUCGAUGAGCUGUUGGCGAACGCUGACUUCGUCACUCUCCAUGUGCCGGAGCUUCCGGAGACCAUGAACAUGAUCGGCGCAGCGCAGUUUGCACAAAUGCGAACUGGAUCUUACCUGCUCAACGCCGCUCGGGGUAGUGUUGUGGACAUCCCUGCUUUAAUCGAGGCCAUGAAGAGCGGCAAACUCGCCGGAGCUGCUAUUGACGUAUAUCCCAACGAGCCUGGCAGCAACGGUGAAACUUUCAACAACCAAUUGAACGAGUGGGCAGCGGAGUUCCAAAGUCUGAAGAACCUCAUUCUCACUCCUCAUAUCGGUGGAUCCACAGAGGAGGCGCAAGCCGCGAUUGGUGUGGAGGUUGCGGAGUCCCUCGUCAACUAUGUCAACUUCGGCACCACUGCAGCUGCCGUCAACAUGCCUGAAGUCACCUUGCGAUCCCUCACACACGACCAGCCCAAUCACGCCCGUAUCAUCUUCAUUCACAAGAACAUUCCUGGUGUGCUGCGAAAGGUGAACGAAAUCUUGGGAGACCACAACGUCGACAAGCAGAUGACUGAUUCGCGCGGUGACAUUGCCUACUUGAUGGCCGAUGUUUCCGAUGUCGAUGUGGCACAAAUCAAGCGCCUACAUGGAGAUCUCGAGGAUCUCGGCAGCAGAAUCAGGACGCGCAUCCUCUACUAG
Molecule: messenger RNA, 1452 nt
Organism: Dissoconium aciculare CBS 342.82
Lineage: Eukaryota; Fungi; Ascomycota; Dothideomycetes; Mycosphaerellales; Dissoconiaceae
Exons: 1
Coding region: 1-1452 (483 amino acids)
Molecular function (GO): oxidoreductase activity, acting on the CH-OH group of donors, NAD or NADP as acceptor; NAD binding
Source: RefSeq, a predicted model, not a curated record